AUAUAAGAACUCAAACUUUAAAAUGAAACUCAGUUUGGUUUCUUGCUAAAACUGUGUGUAUCUAAACCUUAAAAUGCUCCAUUUGGCAAUACUUUUUGGGAUGGCGAUGCAAUGCUGGGCCCUUCCUCUGCAGAAUUCCUCUGCAGUGCAUGUAGCAAAAAUGAGGGCAAAACGAGAGUAUUCAGAGGAGUUUCUGUAUCCAGAUGAGAUAAAUCCAAUGGACAAGAUACUUGUAGCAAACAGAGGGAUGUCACGCUUUCGGGGCUAUGCCCUUCGUGAAGGUGACAUUGUGAGUUCUGGUGUGAGAAGCGCCAUUUCAUGUCCAAACCAAAACUGCCUCUGGCCAAAAUCAGUGGAUGGAUUUGUUUACGUUCCUUACACCAUCUCUCCUCUCUAUGAUAAUAUGGACCGGAUCACAAUCGAGAUGGGAAUGCUGGACAUCUCAUCUGCAACGUGUGUGAAAUUUGUGCCACGUACGCAUCAAACAGACUUCGUUGAUAUCCAGCCUAAAUUUGGGUGCUGGUCAUUCUUGGGCAGGGUGGGAGGACCACAGCCACUCUCACUGCAGACUCCUGCAUGCAUGUGGUCAGGCGUGGCAUCUCAUGAGCUGAUGCAUGUGCUUGGCUUUGUUCAUGAGCAGUCACGCUCUGAUCGUGACCGUUACGUCACCAUCCUGUGGGAAAACAUCAUUGAGGGUCAAAAGCACAACUUUAAAAAGUAUGAGACAAACAAUUUAAACACCGUAUAUGACUAUGACUCUGUAAUGCACUAUGGGAGAUAUGCUUUCUCAGAAGAUGGAUCACCAACUAUCAUCCCUAAACCAGAUCCGAACAUUCCUAUUGGCCAGCGUGAUGGACCGAGCCAACUAGAUAUUCACAAAAUAAAUCUAUUGUACAACUGUGGUGGCCUUGUCUGAACAGAAGAAGAAUAAAACUUGAAGUCACUUUAUUAAAGUAGCAGCUCAGUCACUAUUAUUGUAUUUUACAGGCUAUAUGUCACUUUUUAUUUUGCACUGUAGAAGAUAUUGCAACUUAGAAUCAAAGUAUGUUAAAUUUUUGCAUUCUGCUGUUAUAAAAAAACACACACACACAUCCAACCAAUUCAUGAGUUUAAAGAAAACACAACUUCUGUAGCAAAAUAUUUUUAAUAAAUAAAUAUUUCUACAAUAUUAGUGCACAGUUACCUUAUAUUUGAGGACCUUAAAAAAAUAACUGGCAAGUUUUGACACCUUUCUAAGUUAGCACUUGGUGACACCGCCUUUGGCAAAUGUCACAGCUUGCAACCACGUUUUGUUCAAGUCAGGAGACUAUGGGGCAUUCCAAAAGCUUCAGGUUAUGUUUCUUGAAGUAGUUCAUUUGAGGUAUGUUUUGGAUCAUUGCCCUGUGCUUCACUGACUAUGCCAUAUUUGGUUCCAGAAACUGCUGAUAUUUUACUAGAAUGUAAACUCCUAAAAUGUGUACUCCAGUGUGACUUAUUGUCUGGAAAAUACUGCAUGCAUAUUACACAGCUAUCAGGUUAUUGCAAUUAACUGCCUAUUUAUAAUAAUAAUUUUUUAAAGGCUAUUUAACAGGCUGUCAGAUAUUUAGUGUGGCUAAACUGUAAAUAAAUUCCAUUAGAUAUCAAUCCAUCAAGUCAUGAUUUGUGUUAUUAAUUAUGACAUUUUCAAAUAAAAGGAAAAUGACAAUAUUCAUAUUUUAUAAACAUUUAUGUAUUAAUAACAAAAUGCAUGCCGAAA
Messenger RNA from Ictalurus punctatus (channel catfish), 1735 nucleotides. RefSeq names its product high choriolytic enzyme 2-like 1 (gene he2). Bases 74 to 916 code for a protein of 280 amino acids. Lineage: Eukaryota; Metazoa; Chordata; Actinopteri; Siluriformes; Ictaluridae. Gene Ontology annotation, biological process: proteolysis. Gene Ontology annotation, molecular function: zinc ion binding; metalloendopeptidase activity. The transcript is spliced from 9 exons. The record is from RefSeq and is a predicted model, not a curated record.